Miniopterus natalensis is the source of this 1959-nucleotide messenger RNA. RefSeq names its product Rab interacting lysosomal protein like 1 (gene RILPL1). Gene Ontology annotation, molecular function: protein dimerization activity; small GTPase binding; dynein light intermediate chain binding. Gene Ontology annotation, cellular component: ciliary basal body; cytoplasm. The record is from RefSeq and is a predicted model, not a curated record. Gene Ontology annotation, biological process: cilium assembly. Lineage: Eukaryota; Metazoa; Chordata; Mammalia; Chiroptera; Miniopteridae.
GCCCGGCCGGGCGCUGCCCCCGACAGCGGCAAGUUCGCGAGUUGCACGAGUUUUGGGGCCGGGGCAGGCCGGGCGGGGGGCCAUGGAGCAGGACGCGGGGCCGGAGCCCGCGCUGGAGAAGAGCGCGGCGGACCUGACGGUCAUGGACGUGUACGACAUCGCGUCGCUCGUGGGCCACGAGUUCGAGCGGGUCAUCGACCAGCACGGCUGCGAGGCCAUCGCGCGCCUCAUGCCCAAGGUCGUGCGCGUCCUGGAGAUCCUGGAGGUGCUGGUCAGCCGCCACCACGUCGCGCCCGAGCUGGACGAGCUGCGCCUGGAGCUGGACCGCCUGCGCCUGGAGAGGAUGGACCGCAUCGAGAAGGAGCGCAAGCACCAGAAGGAGCUGGAGCUGGUGGAAGACGUGUGGCGAGGGGAGGCGCAGGACCUCCUGUCCCAGAUCGCGCAGCUGCAGGAAGAAAACAAGCAGCUCAUGACCAACCUCUCGCACAAGGACGUCAGCUUCUCCGAGGAGGAGUUCCAGAAGCAGGAAGGCAUGUCGGAGCGGGAGCGGCAGGUCAUGAAGAAGCUGAAGGAGGUGGUGGACAAGCAGCGGGACGAGAUCCGCGCCAAGGACCGGGAGCUGGGCCUGAGAAAUGAGGACGUUGAGGCUCUGCAGCAGCAGCAGACCCGGCUCAUGAAGAUCAACCACGACCUCCGGCACCGCGUCACCGUGGUGGAGGCCCAGGGCAAGGCCCUGAUCGAGCAGAAGGUGGAGCUGGAGGCUGACCUGCAGACCAAGGAGCAGGAGAUGGGCAGCCUGCGGGCGGAGCUGGGGAAGCUUCGGGAGAGGCUACGGGGCGAACGCAGCCAGAACGGCCAGGAGGAGCCUGAGAUGGAGCCCGGCGGAGAGGAGAGCAUCUCGGAGGCGGAGAAGGCGGCCAUGGACCUCAAGGACCCCAACCGCCCCCGGUUCACGCUGCAGGAGCUGCGGGACGUGCUGCACGAGAGGAACGAGCUCAAGUCCAAGGUGUUCCUGCUGCAGGAGGAGCUGGCCUACUACAAGAGUGAAGAAUUAGAAGAGGAGAAUCGAAUACCCCAGCCUCCGCCCAUCGUCCACCCGAGAAUGUCCCCCCAGCCAGAGUCUGGGAUCAAGCGACUGUUUAGCUUCUUCUCCCGAGAUAAGAAGCGCCUGGCCAACACGCAGAGGACCGUGCACAUCCAGGAGUCCUUCGGCCAGUGGGCCAACGCCCACCGCGACGACGGAUACACCGAGCAAGGACAGGAGGCCCUGCAGCACCUGUGACCGCGGCCCGCCUGCGCCCUCCGCCGCCUGACCCGGCCGCCGCCAGUGCCCGCGACGGGACCUGGCAGCCCAGGUGUCACUGCCCUGCCCACCUGUCGGGUCAGGCGUCCCUCGAACAGACUGUCCGCUUUGAGGAAGCACAUUGAAGUACUGUUGCCAAACUCCAGAGAUGUUUAUUUAUACCCGGGCCCUCGCCUUUUAUAAUAGAUGACUUGGACCCCUUAGGAUACGUAUUUAACAAGACCGUGCGUGGAGGCCAGGCCUUUGCAUUAACUCCCGCAGCACAAGCUUCUUUAAGCCAAAUACACCACUUGCCACUUUGUACCUGCAGUGUGACUGCUCCUGUGAAACUCUGGGCGGAGGUUUUGUGAUCACAUCUGUCACCUUAAGUGGGAGCGGUAGGUUUUCAUUCGUCGCCUUCGUGGAAUUGUCGUGGCGGAAGCACCCACAUAGGAUGGGGUCCACUGGACAAGCAGGGCCUCCGAAACCCAACGGAAAAUACGGACAACAGGCCUCCGUCCCGGGAGCCGGGGACGGCCUUGCGGGAGCCAGUGUUCCCCUCUCGCCCCGUUACUGAUAGUGCCUGGAGCCUGGAGCCUAGAGCGACGCCCAGGGCCGGUGCCUUGGGACCCGCUGUGAGUCGCUCAGUACUAACCUAACAGAGUUGCUAAGGGUGA